This is a messenger RNA of Larimichthys crocea (large yellow croaker), 7858 nucleotides long. RefSeq names its product transmembrane protein 132E (gene tmem132e). Bases 1238 to 4495 code for a protein of 1085 amino acids. The record is from RefSeq and is a predicted model, not a curated record. The transcript has 10 exons. Lineage: Eukaryota; Metazoa; Chordata; Actinopteri; Sciaenidae.
AUGAGUUUUGAUAUUGCAGCGUGCUUAACCGGCGCGAGCUGCGGCUCAGUACAUUUUAAGGUGAGCACGUUUAGUUUGGAGCGGAGUUAAAAACCGGACCGGACACCUCUGUGGUGAAGACAGCGGCCUCAGCGAGCUCCGUCCACGGCACAGAGUCCACCUCAGACAGGUGCAGCAAAGUCCGAAGGUUUGGUUGGAUUUAAAUGCACCCAGAAACGGAGAGAGUUGCUCGGACUUGGCUGUGUUUCAGACUCCGGUAAACCGACGAUGCUCCUCUCCUCUCCGGUUUACUGCUCAUAAAGUAAAACGGGAUCCAACAAAGAAGAAGUGUGAGGAGUUUGGCGGAUCUUUGCGCUCUGGUCAUGUUCGGCUGACUGACUGUCUCCACACGCUGCGCUCAGAGUAUAUUUCCACAUUUUUUUUUUUUUUUCUGUGGAUUUUAAAUGAAACCCGAGAAGUGGAGAAGUGACAGCUGAACCAGAGAGCGCAGCGGUGCCCGGAUCGACGCCUUUUUUUUUUCGCCCCCCUUCUUUUUUUCCCUCCUCCUCUCCAUAAUUUGCGCUAGGAAUUUCAUCUUUGAAUUCUUAAUUGGAGAAUGACUAAUCACACUGACAAUCCCUGCUGCUCUUUCUCCUCUGCUUCUUCUUCAUCCUAGUCUAUCCCCUUGUUUUUUUUUUAUAUAUCUUGGGUUGAGGUUGGCACGCAGGAUUCCUGCGUUUUAAAGCCAGGGCGCGCGUCAUCUCUCCACUGAUGCCCACUGAUUUAUGAUUUCUUUUUUUUUUUAGGGGAGGGGGGGGACAUUUAUCGGGUUUCUCGCAAGGACUUGGAUCCGUUUGAGUCACACUGGGUCUCUGUCCUUCCUUCAGUUAUCCAAUUUGGAGCAGGAUACUUUUAACUUUCUUCUCCCAUGUGGAAAAAAAUCCAAUCUUUUCCGGCUGGAGAAGAAGACGCGUGCCUUCUAGGUUCGUUGUAAAGACUGUAGCUGGACAAUAACAUUUUAUUUUUGAUUUUUUUUUGAAGACCUCCAUCGCACACACUGUCAAACACACACACACGCGCGCGCGCGCUCAAAUCCUCGUGCAGAUACAGAUCCAUUGCGCAUUAUUCAACUUAAGACCCCCUCGGAAGAACUGCAACAGCAUCGUGUGGAGGCUAACACCUGCAGAGAGGUUUAUUUAUCCACCAUCGGCUACUGGAAACAACUGGGAUUUAACAUCCGCCUGCUGGGAUUUCUACCAUGUCAGGUGUACGGGAUUGCAGAUGGACUCUCCUCAUCUGUGUUUCGGCGCUUUCAUAUGCUCUUGCAGGUAAAAUCUCUCCAACCAGCUCAGAUGCCCUCCUCAGUUCUUCAGCAAUGACAGCCAGUCCUUCGCCACCUAAUGUGUACCUUCCCGCCAACUUCAAAAUGUCCAAUGCACAGCUGGCUUUCUUUUUGCGGGAGGCUCAGAUCACAGGACAAACAGUUGGCGGCAGCGGUAAGAGCAGCAGUAGUCCCAGCACUGGUCACCCACUGCAGCGCUCUGAGAGUUUCGUGGUUUUCCAGACAAAAGACCUCCCUGCCAUCAACAUAAGCUUCGGGCCUUUUUCCCGGGACCAGGCCGUGUCCAAGGAGUUGCUCCAGCCAGCUAGUCCACUGGAUAUUCCCGGCCAGCUGACAGUCAACUGGAAGGUGCGAGCCUUUAUUGUCCAGGCACGGGUCUUCUCCAACAACCCCACGGUCCAGGUGUUUUUCUACAUCGCUGGCCGAGACUGGGAUGACUUCAAGGCUCAGGACAAGCUGCCCUGCGUCCGUCUGCACGCCUUCCGGGAUGUCCGUGAAAUCAAAACCUCCUGUCGUAUGAAAGGCAACCUGGCGCAAUGCUUGGCCCAGCUGGACCUGCCUCCAUCCUGGUUUAACACCAAUGUAGCCCCACUGGGUCGGAGGAAAGGCUCCAGCGACGGGCUCUUGGAUGGGCUAACAAGUGAGACCCUCCAGGCUGAGCUCUACUACACGCUUCAUGGGCCUAAUCUGGAUGGGGAGUGCAGUGAGGGCUCAGGUCACAGGGGUGCUGGUGUUUCCAGGGGAGAACCUCUGUCACAGCACCCCCUGCUGCGCAUUGGGAGCAUCAGCCUGUACCAGGCCAGUCAGGAGCAACUACUGAUAGACAAGCAGUUAGACAAGAACAUGUUCCUGAGGCUGCCCGAGAAGCCCCUGAAACCUGGAGAAACCCUCAAAAUCUUCCUCUACUUGAUGCCCAACUCCACUGUUGAACAGUUCAGCCUCAAGGUCAAAGCAAAGAAAGGGGUGAACCUGCUCCAGACUAAGUCGAAGAACGCCCAGUGGAAGGUGGACUGGGAGGUGCAGUCCGGCGCCAAGCAUUCCAUCACCACCAUCGAUGUGAACAAGAACAAAGCAGUCAAACAGGGGGAUGUGUUGGGCAACAUUGAAGUGAUGCAGUUAGAUUUCGAGAUGGAGAACUUCACCAGCCUCUCGGUCACCAGAAGGAUCAACUGGAACAUUGACUACAAAGGCCAGAACCCACCUCCAGAUUCAGAGAAAGUUGUGACGGAGUUGACGGUUGUGCAGCGGGAUAUUCAGGCCAUCAUUCCUCUGGCUAUGGACACUGAGAUUAUCAACACGGCCAUUCUGACCGGACGCACUGUGGCCAUUCCUGUCAAAAUGGUCUCCAUAGAGAUGAAUGGAGCAGUCACUGAUGUCUCAGCCUUUGUGCAGUGCAAGUCAUCCAAUGAGGACAUUGUUAAGGUGUCCAUGAAUUGCGACUAUGUGUUCGUCAAUGGGAAGGAGACACGGGGAUCCAUGAACGCAAGGGUCAUCUUCAGCUACGAGCACCUGAGCGCACCACUGGAGCUGACCGUCUGGGUGCCCAAACUUCCUCUGCAGGUGGAACUUUCUGACAACAAUCUCAGUUUCAUCAAAGGCUGGAGGGUUCCCAUUCUGCCCGACCGAAGGAGCACCAGAGACAGCGAUGCAGAUGACGAAGAUGAUGAGCGCCGGGUGAGUCGGGGCUGCACCCUGCAGUACCAGCGGGCUCUCGUCAAGGUGCUGACCCAGUUCCACACCACCUCUACAGAGGGCACCGACCAGGUCAUCACCAUGUUGGGGCCUGACUGGCAGGUGGAUGUCACAGACCUGGUUCAGGACUCCCUGAAGGUGGCCGACCCCAGGAUAGCUGAGUUGGUGGACAGAACGAUCUUGGUGGGUCUGGAGCUGGGAUCCAGUGUGCUAAAGGUGGAGUCUCCUUUGGCAGUGGAUGCAGUAUUGGGAGAGUCUGCGUUCUCUGUCACAGACGACAAGGUUUCCAUCACGGAGAUGCGUGUUCACGCCAUCUCAGGCCUGACCCUAUCACUGCAGCCCAGCCCUGGGAACAGCCACACCAUGGUGGCCAAGGCAGCUGGCAUCCAGACACUCACUGCUCCCAAACAGGAGGCCAGUUUGUCUGUCUGGAUGCUUUUCAGUGACAACACAGCCGCUACUCUGGCUUACUUUGAUCCCAAAGACUACAACAUCAAUGCCUCCACGCUGGAUGAUAAAGUUGUGUCAGUAUCCCAGGAGCCACAGCAGCGCUGGCCUGUGGUGGUGGCAGAAGGGGAGGGAUAUGGCGAGAUGGUGCGUGUAGAGAUGACCAUCUGUGAGGCCUGCCAGAAGACCAAACGCAAAAGCGUGAUUGCAUCUGCUGCAGUUUAUGUAAAGGUCCGCUUUGGCCCAGAGGAAGACUCAGAAGAAGAGGCAACUACAGAGGGUGAGAUUGAGCUGGCUCCUGCCACCAGGCGUCCAAUCAUUGAUCCGAACAUCAGUGGAAGAAUUUAUGAGACAUCUAAUGAGCAGCCUGCCAGUGUUCCCAUUGAUUACACCAAUUUCCCAACCAUUAGCAACCAGGAGCGGCCAACAGAGAGUGAUGAAGAGGAAGAAGAUGAAUUUGUGCAUUCACCUCGUAACAUGACUGACCUUGAGAUUGGCAUGUAUGCUCUACUGGGAGUCUUCUGUCUGGCCAUCUUAGUCUUUCUCAUCAACUGCAUCGUCUUUGUGCUUAAAUACCGACAUAAGCGAAUCCCGCCUGAGGGUCAGGCCAACAUGGACCAUUCCCACCACUGGGUGUUCCUGGGAAAUGGCCAGCCACUGAGGGCCCAGUGUGAUCUGUCACCACAGCAGGUAGAAAGUCCAAGUAACCCUUUGGAGGGUGUACAGACUUGCUGCCAUGGAGACCACCAUAGCAGUGGCAGUUCCCAGACUAGUGUUCAAAGCCAGGUACAUGGGCGGGGUGACGGCAGCUCUGGGGGCUCCACGAAAGAGAAUGGUGAGGAGGCCAGUUCACCCACCUCCAAGCGCAAGAGAGUCAAGUUUACCACAUUUACCACCCUACCCACAGAGGAGCUGCCCUACAACUCCAUUCCCAUAGCAGAUGAAGAGGACAUUCAGUGGGUUUGCCAGGAUAUGGGCUUUCAAGACCCAGAGGAACUGCAUGAUUACAUGCGCAGAAUAAAAGAAAUAGCCUGAGAUAAGCGGUGGAGUGUGAACCACCCCUCUCAGCUUUCUAAAGAAAUGUUCCUUUCUAUUUUUCUCUUUUUCACCUCAGUGAAACUUUUCACAGACUAAAAGGCCAACAGUUGUUUUGGUUUUAGGGUGUGUUCCAUUUAGUUUGCACAGUGCCGUAAUCUCAUACACGUUCAUACUGAAGAGAAUGCAAGGAAGCCAAAGACAUGACCAGAGGAUCUGUAUCACUGGAGAAAUCUGUAAAUCUUGGCUAUAGAAAAUAUGUUUCACUGGAAAGCUGAGGCAUGGCCAGAUGCGAGAGCUGCUCCGGCUCUCUUAUUUUUGGAUUUGAUUCUAGAAAAAACCUGAUAUGGACAGGAAUGUAGAAGACGUUUGGUACUGGAUGUGUUUUGGUGGCUCAGUGGGACUCCCAGUACUGUAACUACUCCAUACAAAGAGGCCUUUGAUGAACUAAAAACUGUCAAAGACUCUUAUGAAAGCUAUGUUAAAAAAUCAUUUUGUUUUUGCCAAAGUAGAAAAGGCGUUCUUUAAUGGCGAAACUUUCUUCAUUGUUGUUACUGGUGCAGCACACUCAUUAUUUGUACUCAUGUUCAUUCCAUACAUUUUUCUACAUUUCAUAGGUAGUCAAAAGCAGUGCCCUACUACUAGUCCUCCUGGUUCUGAACAAAUCUAUUGCCUUAUAAAAAUGGUCACAGUUCACUUCUUAUAUCAGCGCGGACACCCUGUUUUCUCACCAUGGCUAGAGACAGUGUAGUAAGAUGUAAAAUACUACAACUGAUCUCAAGCAUGAGGUAUAAAUAGAAAAGAGCUUGUGUAUUGUGAGGAUCUCUAACAUUCUUUGCAUGGAAGGGGAUCUUGAGGCACAAUCAGCAACUUUUUCCAAAUUUGUAAAUGUUUGUAUUGUAAUUAUAUAAUCAUUCAUACACAUUACUAAAGUGAGUAUGUUAUCAUGCAUUACACGCAUGCCAUGUCAGGCCUCCAUGUCAGGCCUACAUACACGCAGACAUUCCUCUCUCGUUUAUGUAUAUACCGUAUCGAGCCAGAGUCGCCUCCCGCACGAACGUUCAACAAGUUACUUACUCCAAGCUAGAAGAGUGGGAAGCCAGUUGAAAUCAUCAAAAUUUUAUAGUCUUGUGGUGAGUAGAAGGUUCCCCACAAUAAUGUCAUGACAGAACGGUAGCUUUUCAAUAAUGUUGUAUCACAUUUGACUGUUGAACAUGGGCAUUUGCUAUGCAUCAGAAUUGUAACAGCUCUAAUCUUACGAUUAUUUAUUUCAGCUGGCUUCCAGCAUUUGGGAAAAUAAAAUAAAAAAAGUAUAAAGUACUUGUCAGAAGUAUUCGCACUGGACACCUAAAGAUCCUCUAAACUCUGCAGAAAACUCCUACUGAAUGAAUUAUUGAUUUUGAAUCAUUUAAAUCAUGGCAAACCCAUGUUUUCAUGCUGUUUUUCAAAAACACACUCUGCUAUGUAUGUAGUCCCUAUUUUGUUUAAUCUAUUCCAGAGAACCGACAUCUGGGGAUCACAAAUUUGCUUCGUCUUAAAUGGAGAGGGCGAAAGACUAGUAGCUCUUACUGGUAAAGAUAUCUCUUGGGUUGCUACUGGCAGAUGUGUGGAUGCUGUGGACGUGGUUUUGACAUCAUGUAAAAGUAUCUCAGGAUGGCGAUUAGCUUCAUUGACAAAUCAAAGUGAUUGCGAACCGCACAGCCAUGGUGUUAUUUGCAGGUGUUGUUGUGCAGAAAGUGUUAAUUGCCGUGUUGGGCUUUUAAAGGUUUACUGUCUGCAGAAAGAGGAAUCAUCUGCCGGGUUUAGAAAGAGCAUAAAAUAUCUCAAGCGAGAUUUCAUCCAAAACGUUGCAAGAUAACCAGAAACGUGAUGAGUGACUGAGAGCAUGAUGACAGCAGUGCUAAUAGUAUUUUUAAUUGCAGUUGCCCUGUUAGCGUAGCAUAUGCUUUGUAGUACUAGAGUGGAUGACUGGAGAUGACUUUUGAAAGUUGAUGUUAUUUCAGCUCUGAUCUCACAUAAAACAAGUUCCAGGACUAAUGAAGCAAGCUAGUUUCUGUGUCAUUUUCUUUUAAUUCUGUACUGCAUCUAAGGGCUUGGAUUUUUCUUUUAUGUUAACUGACUGACUGAUUUUAGUGAUCCUAUGAGAAAAUUAAUGUUACUUGCUCCCUCUGUAGUGAUAAUGAAGAUAAGCUCCAACCUGUCACUCAAAAUGAUUUUUGUUGCCAUCCUAGUUGCUUUUCAACCUUUACGGCCUUAUUUAAGACCCAAUCCAGAAUUCUUCUCCUUGAGGCAGCGCUGUUAUACAAAAGCAGCUGACAAAAACAUUAAAUUAAAGAUUUAUGUUUACUUUUGUUCUCUGAGCUCCUUAUUCAUUGACUGACCUAUGUGACAGCUAAACACAAGUGUUAAAUGUGAUGAAAAUGGUACUGUAAAUACUGGAGCAACACAGAAUUUAAUUUUUCACUUAUCUGAAAGUUGCCAUGAGAUUAUUUCUGUCAGUAAACCAUACCAUGUAUAUAGACCUACAUUUGAUAUAUUCAUAAAUCCUGGAUUGGGACUUUAAGGAUUUGGCUUACUGCAUGCCCUCUCUUUGUUCAGUGUGUUUGAAAUGAAUAAUGACCUGAUUCUUGUUUGAUAACAUGCAUCUAUGUUAACAUCUAAAGAGAAGAUGAUUUUUUUUUUUUUUUGACAGUCCAAGCCCGUCCUUCAGCCACAGCAUCAACAUGAUUUUUCAUGAACUUAUGAGAAGCAGCAGCCAGCUGGAAGUGCUUCAGUUUUAUCUUUAUUAAAAUGAUGGUUUCUCAGGAUGAAUGUAGGAAUCUUAACUUAACCUGGCUGUUUAGUGUCACUGUGGUCAGCCCAAUCUGGUGACACUACUAUAAGAGAUUAAGUAUCUAAUAGCAGCUUUAAACACUGGUUUCAUAUGUUUUUUUAUGUUUGUUUGUUUUUUCAGAUUUACUCCCACAUUUAUGUAAAUAUAUUUCCCAUUACAUGACACUACUCAAUAACAUUUUAUUUUACACAUCACCCUACUUUUUGGUAAUGCUGCUUUGGUGACGGUGCACAUGUUGCUCAUUUUGUAUUUUCUUCAAGCUGCUAAUAGAAACUUCAUCUUACAACAUGUAAUUGAACAUCUUGAAUCAUAUCUUUUUACCCCCCCCCGCCCAAUGGAAAACUGUGCACGAUGUGCAACAGCUCAGUCAGCUGUGCCAACCGCCACAUUCACAAUAAUAUGUUAAUGUACAGAGCACUGUUAAAUUUCCUGUAUUCUCUUGAAAACAAACCCUUGUAUUUUCCUGUUAUAUGUAAAGUACUAAAGAAAAAUGCAAUACACAGAUGACAUUGUGUCAUUUUUACUUCAUC